Actinia tenebrosa (Australian red waratah sea anemone) is the source of this 1943-nucleotide messenger RNA. RefSeq lists its product as uncharacterized. The record is from RefSeq and is a predicted model, not a curated record. Lineage: Eukaryota; Metazoa; Cnidaria; Anthozoa; Actiniaria; Actiniidae. Gene Ontology annotation, biological process: axoneme assembly.
GCUGUUGUUGUUUGUAAUGUUCGUUGUCAUGAAAUGAAUAAUUUGUGCAUCGUUUAAAUUAUUCUGAAUAUCAAAGAUUUUCCCAGCGUGUUGAACUUCUCUAGGCUUUGUCAAUUAAUUGAUGCAUGGAGGAGAACGAGAAGGAGGAAAAUCGAGACCAAGGAAUCAUUAAAACACUGGCCUCUGAUCCCAGCGUACUGGCCGCCAUAUUGGACCAAGAAAACUCAACAGAUAAUGUACGAAAUAACGAAAAAUUCAGCAAUGAUAAUACGAAAGAAAACACAUUAAAUACAAACCAGAAAAACAAUGAAUUCUCUGUCGUGAUGGAUGACAAUGGGGACGUUAUUAGGAAUAACGAAGAUGAACUAAGUCAGAUGUUGGCAGACUCUCUUGAGUUGAAGGACGAUGGAGUCAAUGAUGGAUUGCAAAGCAAUGAAAGAUCAAUAUUGCAAGAAGAUAGAUCUGAUGAUUUAAGUGAGAAUGGCCCUUCUGUAAAAGCUGAAAACUUAACAAAGAGUGCCGAUUCUUCCAAACUGUCGUCUAAAGACGUUAAACAGAAAGCUUCAACUGUCAACAACAAACCACAGAGCAAACAAAAGCCUAAAGUUAAGCAUUACUUUAUCGACAAAAAUAAAGCAGAAUUUAUCCGAAAACCAGGGAAAAGCAGUUAUGCUGCUCUUUAUUCGCAAAAGUUAAAAUUAAAACAAGGUAAUACGAACCAAAGUAAAGGUAAAGUAAGGAUUUCAAAGGAGAAAGAAAAUGAAGAAAACAUGACAGAAGACUUGGAACGAUAUGACCAAUUCAAUGAAUCUUCUUCUUCGUUCUCAUCUAAACGAUCAAAUAGUACUACAUACACGAACUUUGAUAAAAGUGGGUAUUAUGAUGUGUCGGACUAUAGUAUAUUGUCACCUUAUGCAAAUAUGAACCAAACUAUAGUUCCCAACUAUGAAAGCUAUAUGAAUCAACCAUAUCAUGUACCCUACAGAGAUUUUGGUUUAAGGUACAGUAACUAUGGACACCAGUCAUAUCAAACCUCGAGUGCCAUAUCCAAUCCUCAAUCAAAUGUUAUAUUUCCGUCUACACAAAUUCAAGGUUAUGCAUCUCAGUCUGCACCUCCAGGAGUAGUGUAUCAACGGAGACCCCUUAUUGACCAAGUGGAAUUUUUUCCUGAACAUGACUAUCUUUUAUCCCAGUCAUUGACAAAUUCCCAGUUCAUUAAUCCUGUACAGAUGUACCAAAGAGACUCGGGCUUGGAAAGAAAGUUUGUUUCUGAACCUCAGUUGUCUAAUACUCAGCUCUUGUCCAGUGAAAAUGACAGAGCAAGUAAGCUAUCUGAUGGUACUAGGAAUCACUCGAACAUUCAAAAACCUGUUGAUUUUAAGCCAUACACAUUGAAAGAAUAUCGGCAGAUAAAAAAUGAGCAAGUCGAUAUGCUGGGUAGCUUAGGGCCAGAUACAGAAUCAAAGGAUUACAAGGGAAAGAUUGCCAAGUCAAUGAAGCAACGACAAUAUGCAGAAAUAAUCCGUCUAGAACAUGCUGCUAGGAGAAAGCAGUGGGAGAAGAAAGCAGCCCCACUUCCUGCUCCGACACGACAGCUACAAGCAGAGGCUAAGCGACAAGCUGCAAUGAAUUAUGCAAAAACCGUUCCCAAACCCAAAACUGUGGUACAAAAAGGGAGAAGUCAAGAAGAUGAUAAUGAAGAAGAGAAAGAAGUUACUCUGCUAGAGAUACUGAAGAUGAGACAUGAGAAAGAAAAGAACAAUGUUCAAGUCAUGAAGAAAGAAUUGACAUUCAAGACUGACACUGAAUAGAGUGGUGUGGUGAGCAGACCAAGAUAAUAUCCAAGACUGACACUGAAUAGAGGUGGUGUGGUGAGCAGACCAAGAUAACAUCCAAGACUGACACUGAAUAGAGGUGGUGUAGUGUGUAGACCAAGAUAACAU